Tribolium madens (black flour beetle) is the source of this 1604-nucleotide messenger RNA. It is a transcript of the gene Polr3C, whose product is annotated as DNA-directed RNA polymerase III subunit RPC3. The record is from RefSeq and is a predicted model, not a curated record. The transcript has 4 exons. Gene Ontology annotation, molecular function: single-stranded DNA binding. Gene Ontology annotation, biological process: DNA-templated transcription. NCBI's taxonomy places the organism in Eukaryota, Metazoa, Arthropoda, Insecta, Coleoptera, Tenebrionidae. Gene Ontology annotation, cellular component: RNA polymerase III complex. The coding region runs from base 67 to 1587 and encodes 506 amino acids.
ACCAGCCUAACCUCAUUUUUAGAAUUAAUCACACUGCAUUAUUUUUAUAAUUUAUCCUUUAUCCCGAUGUCGAUUCAGUAUGGAAGGGUUAUUUCUCUUAUUUUACUGGAACGUUUUGGCCCUGUGGUCGAGAAGGUCGGUAGCUACUUAUUUCAAUUCGGAACUGUACCACUUUUAUACAUCAAAAGACACACAGAUUUGCCCUUAUCUAAGGUUAAAGAAGCUUUAUGUAUUUUAAUAAAAUACAGAUUAGUCAAUUUCACCCCUAAUCGCAAUGAAAACGUUGCAAACUAUACACUGCAACAUGAGCGUGUUUUAUUAAUGUUACGCUACGCAAAGUAUAUUAGUUUAAUAAAAAAGAAAUUUGGAACUGAAUGUGAAUUAAUAAUGGAAGAGCUUUUACAUAGGAGUUACUGGACGGCGUCGGAAUUAAUUUUGAAAGUGAUAGAAAGAUUGAAAAAAGAUCAUAACAAAAAUGUGACAAUUUUAGCUUUAAGAGAAAAGUUUCUUUUACUGUUGACUGCUCAGUAUUUGACUAGGCUGCCAUAUAGUCAGGAAGAUAAACCUGUACCCAUUUUACAAAUUAGAGAAGAUGAACAAUUUUCACCACCUACAAUAGAUUUUAAACAAAUUGCUUUGGUGCAAAAUAAUAAGGCAACUGUGGAUUCUUUACCUGACCAAGGUGUUUAUUGGACUGUUAAUUUUGACAGAUUCCAUCAAGACAUGAGAGACAAAUUAAUUGUUAACGCUUUUAUUAAGAAGUUUGACGAAAACGCCGGUGAAUUUGUCAGACUUUUGCUACAACAGAUGUAUAUGAGAACACAACCUUGGGCUGAGGUGUCAAAUCCAGUCCCAAUUGUGGAAAUCCGGGAUCUUGUAAGAAAACAAGCGACUCAUCAGCACCUUUUAGCGUUUUUUGACCAAUAUGUCAAUGUUUUAGAGCAAGACAGCUCCAAAUUAAUUAGACAAGCGGGAGAUGCUGGUGGUGGCUCAUUUCAAAUUUUUCUAAAAGAAACUUUUACUCAAUUUGCGUGGGAAACAGUCGAACAAAUUGUUUUAGAAAAAUUUGAUACUAAAGCUGCACGUAUUUUUCGACUUGUUAAGUCAAAGCAGUACAUAGAACCCGAUCAAAUACAACAAUUGGCAAUGAUACCAGCAAAAGAAGCAAAACGUCUCACUUAUCAACUAUUGGAAGAGAAUUUUUUACAAGUACAGGAUUUAAAAAAAUCGACCAGUAGUGGCCCCAAUAAAAGUUUCACUUUGUUCUAUACAAACUUAGAUCAAAUACUGCGAAUGACUUUAGAAAUGUGUUACAAAACUUUAUUUAAUAUUAUGACUAGGAAAAAUCAUGAAAGAUUAGUUCAUAAGAGAAUUAUUGAUAAGAAACAAAGAGUUGAUACCAUUAUUAUGGGGAUGAAGGCGCAGGGAGCGGCAGACGAGCAAUUAUCUGACAUUGAAGAAAUGAUUACGCCACCUGAGCGUGAAAUUUUACAAAAAGUCGAUCUAACUAUGAAAAAAUUAAACACUGUGGAGUUGGAAAUCGACGAAACGAUAUUUUUAUUACAAAUGUAUCUGAUUUAUCAAUAAAAUUUGUAUUUUUGAAA